Molecule: messenger RNA, 1880 nt
Organism: Sinocyclocheilus anshuiensis
Lineage: Eukaryota; Metazoa; Chordata; Actinopteri; Cypriniformes; Cyprinidae
Product: rab GDP dissociation inhibitor alpha
Exons: 11
Coding region: 223-1566 (447 amino acids)
Biological process (GO): small GTPase-mediated signal transduction; vesicle-mediated transport; protein transport
Cellular component (GO): cytoplasm
Molecular function (GO): Rab GDP-dissociation inhibitor activity
Source: RefSeq, a predicted model, not a curated record
AGGGCCAUCUUUGGUUGUUCUCGCCGGUCGCCCAACAGUCAGUGAUCAAUUGUGAUACGUAUCAAAUUAUUUGAGCGAUAAUUGUUUCCAAAGUGGUCGUUUUUGCCGCUAAUAAGACAACAGACUGGUUCUUCAUAAAUAUUUUGUUGCAUCAACACCGUUUUGCAGAUUUUUUUUGCAGCGGAAAUUUGGCUAAAGACGGGAGAUACACUGUAAUACAACAUGGAUGAGGAAUAUGAUGUUAUCGUAUUGGGCACCGGACUCACAGAAUGUAUUCUCUCUGGGAUAAUGUCUGUGAAUGGGAAGAAAGUUUUGCAUAUGGACAGAAAUCCAUACUACGGUGGUGAAAGUUCCUCCAUCACACCCCUGGAGGAGCUCUAUAAGAGAUUUGGGAUUUCAGACAGCCCCCCAGAGUCAAUGGGCCGGGGAAGAGACUGGAAUGUGGAUCUUAUUCCUAAAUUUUUAAUGGCCAAUGGUCAGUUAGUUAAGAUGCUUCUAUACACAGAAGUGACCAGAUAUCUUGACUUCAAAGUGGUUGAGGGAAGCUUUGUGUAUAAAGGAGGAAAAAUCUACAAAGUGCCCUCUACUGAGACAGAGGCACUGGCUUCAAACCUAAUGGGAAUGUUUGAGAAGAGACGUUUCCGCAAGUUCCUAGUUUUUGUGGCCAACUUUGAUGAGAACGACCCCAAGACUUUUGAAGGCGUUGAUCCCAAACUCACAACAAUGGGAGACGUGUACAAGAAGUUUGACUUAGGCCAGGACGUCAUUGACUUCACGGGACAUGCCCUGGCCCUCUACAGGACAGACGAUUACCUUGAGCAGCCGUGUCUGGAGACCAUCAGUAGGAUCAAACUCUACAGUGAGUCUCUGGCACGCUACGGGAAGAGCCCAUACCUGUACCCUCUGUACGGACUGGGGGAGCUGCCUCAAGGGUUUGCUAGGUUAAGUGCAAUUUAUGGAGGAACCUACAUGCUGAACAAACCAGUGGACGAGAUAGUGAUGGAGGGAGGACAUGUGGUAGGCGUGAAAUCGGAGGGAGAGGUUGCCCGUUGCAAGCAGCUCAUCUGCGACCCUAGCUACAUCCCGGACCGCGUGCACAAAGUCGGCCAGGUGAUCCGGGUCAUCUGCGUCCUCAGCCAUCCCAUUAAAAACACUAAUGAUGCCAAUUCCUGCCAGAUCAUCAUCCCUCAGAACCAGGUUAACCGCAAAUCAGAUAUCUAUGUUUGCAUGAUCUCCUAUGCCCAUAAUGUGGCGGCUCAGGGGAAGUACAUCGCCAUUGCCAGCACCACUGUGGAAACCUCUGAUCCUGAAGCUGAAAUCGAACCUGCUCUGGAACUCCUCGAGCCCAUUGACCAAAAGUUUGUGGCCUUCAGUGACAUGUAUGAACCCAUAGAUGAUGGUACAGAGAGCCAGAUUUUUGCAUCACGGUCCUACGAUGCCACCACUCAUUUUGAAACAACUUGUAACGACAUCAAGGACAUCUACAAGCGCAUGACAGGCAGUGACUUCGACUUUGAGAACAUGAAGCGUAAACAGAACGACGUCUUUGGCGAGGGCGAGCAGUGAAGGGUGGAGAAGGCAAUGAUCAUAUGGAGGGAGAGAUGAGGCGGGCUGAACGGGAUUUACCUGGCUGGGUACAGAGGUUACGCAGAACAGAAUCCACAACGCUGUAAAUCUCUUUCAACCUACCUUAUCUUUCCCAGAGUGCUCUUUGCUCAUUGUCUCCACACCCCUCCGGUGUCUCUGUUCAGAUACCUUCAGUUCAGCACACAGACACACUCUAUCGCUCACAUUCCACAACUCUGCACUACAAAGUGGGCUCGCACCAACAUGCUAUGAUAGAUUCUUACACAAGCAGUAUGCAUCGUUUGCGCAAAAUA